Truncatella angustata is the source of this 759-nucleotide messenger RNA. RefSeq names its product Chloroperoxidase. Gene Ontology annotation, molecular function: peroxidase activity. Bases 1 to 759 code for a protein of 252 amino acids. The transcript is spliced from 3 exons. The record is from RefSeq and is a predicted model, not a curated record. NCBI's taxonomy places the organism in Eukaryota, Fungi, Ascomycota, Sordariomycetes, Amphisphaeriales, Sporocadaceae.
AUGAAGCUGACACGAUUCUCAGCCAUUUCGUUGCUGGCCACGUCUGCUAUUGCUCGCACAGGAAAAGAACCAGUUGGUCAUACAUGGCACCCAGCGGGACCCUUUGAUAGUCGUUCUCCUUGCCCUGGACUCAAUGCACUAGCUAAUCAUGAUUGGCUUCCUCAUGACGGCAAGAACAUUGAUCUGGAAGCCAUUCAGUUCGCGGCUGGCGCUGUCUACAACUUUGACCGUGAUGUUCUGGUCAGCGCCGUCCAGAGCGUGUAUGACUUCAACCUUUCCACCACUGGUAACUCUUCUACUUUCGAUCUUGGAGACUUGGCCAGACACGACACAAUCGAGAUGGACGGCUCUUUGUCGAGGAACGACAUCUACUUCGGAGACGAUCUGCAUUUUGACCCUGUCGUCUGGGCCUUCACUGCGGACAAGCUUGGUCUUUACGACCUUACAGACGAGAACGGUAUAUACGUGACCAUCGAGAGCGCAGCCAAAGCCCGUGCGGCACGUGUUGCAGAAGCGAUGAGAGUCAACCCAACUUUCAACGCUUCUCAGGCCCAAAUGAUUGGAUCGCCAGGAACUACUGCUCUGUACUUGCGUGUACUAUGGGAUUCUUCCGUGAAUGCUACACACAAGGAUUGGGUCGAGGCUUUUUUCGAAGAGGAACGCUUGCCGUAUCGGGAGGGAUAUGAGAAGCCUGAGGAGGUAACCACCGGCCAGAGCCUUGGGGCCUUGGUCGAAGCGGUCAUUAAUGUGGUUGUUUGA